GAACUCUGCAGGUUUGCAGUGCAUGCUGGCGAGGGACAGAGGCAGAGAUGGCAUGCCGGGGACUCUGUGCCUUGACCGCUGUCCUAGGUUCAGGGCAGAAAUAGGAAGCAAUAAAUAGACACACAGCAUCCCCUGGGGGACUGGUAACUUCCAAGGAAGAUGGUUCAUCAGGACAAAUAAUAUGGCUCCAUCCAGGACCAACUCUCUCCUCGUCUUCUACCUCAGUUUCUUGCUGCUCAUCCAUUUCAAAAAGUCACUUUGUGAAAAAGAUGGUCCCAGGUGCCUAUCAAACUCUUGCCAAAACGUCUCUGAGUGUAGUGGUGCUCCUGCUGCUGCAAAAGGAACUGGUUGCCACUGUCCGGAUGUGUUGCUGGAUGGCAUCUCAGCAGAAGAUUGUGUCCAAACAUCCAAGGAUCCUUGUGCCUCCAGCCCUUGCCUUCAUAACGCUACCUGUUCGAGUGCUGCAGGAAACCUCAGCUUUACGUGCAACUGCCUCAUGGGGUACACCGGAGAUACCUGUGAAACUACUAUCAGUACAUGUGACUUGCAUUUCUGUAGGCAUGGAGGCACUUGCCUGGAGAGUCCUGAUGGCCUUGUCUGUCACUGUGCUGAAGGAUAUAUGGGUGCAUACUGUGAAACUAAUCUUGAUGAAUGCCUUUCCAACCCAUGCCUCAAUGGAGCAGUUUGCAAAGACAGGAACAAUGGAUAUGCCUGCUACUGUGUUCCAGGCUACCAGGGAAAGCAUUGUGACCUGGAAGUCAAUGAAUGUGUUUCCGAUCCUUGCCUAAAUGGUGCCACAUGCCUGAAUCUGAUAGGAAAGUAUUACUGCCUUUGUCCUCUUGAAUACACAGGUAUCAACUGUGAGCUGGAAAUUGAUGAGUGUUUGUCACAGCCUUGCCUUCAUGGUGGAACCUGUCAUGACAGUCUCGGGGGCUAUUAUUGUUCCUGUCCAGUUGGUUUUCUUGGUGAACUCUGUGCCGUCAACGCUGAUGAAUGUGCAAGUCAGCCAUGCCUCAAUGGGGGGCAGUGUAUAGAUGAUAUCAACGGAUAUACCUGCAACUGUACAGAGAGUGGAUACAUGGGCCUACACUGUGAAAUGUUGAUUCCUUUCUGCUGGUCAAAUCCGUGCUAUAACAAUGCAACCUGUCAAGAUACAGUGGGGAGUUACAUAUGCCAUUGCUGGGCAGGCUUUACAGGGUCACACUGUGAAGUCGACAUAAACGAGUGUCACAGUAAUCCAUGCCGCCAUGGGAGUGAAUGUGUGGAACUAUCAUGGUCAAGCUGGUAUGGAAAAAUUCCAGAUCUACCCUCAGAGUUCAGCUACCAUACAGCAUCAGGUUACAUGUGUCACUGUCCUUUAGGAUUCACAGGCAUUCACUGUGAAGAAGACAUCAAUGAAUGUCAUAUGAACCCCUGCCAAAACGGAGGGACCUGUGAAAAUUCUCUGGGAAAUUAUACCUGCCACUGCCCAGCUAUAGAGGAGAAUGGGAUAUUUUAUGGUGGCUGGAACUGUACAGAGGUUCUCCUUGGCUGUGUUCAAAAUACAUGCCAAAAUGAAGGAUUGUGUAUUCCACACUUAAGAAAUGGACAACACAGAUUCAGCUGUCUAUGUUCAGCUGGAUACACUGGAGUACACUGUGAAACAAUGACUACUUUAUCUUUUCAGGGAAAUGGAUUUCUCCAGGUUAACAGUCUCCCAUCUGCUAUACAAGACUGUUUCUACAACACAAACCUCCAAUUUCUGACUGUUCAACCAACAGCUUGCAUAUUUUUUCGUGGGGACAAGGAUGUAUUUGUGAAACUGGAGAUACUGAAUGGCUACCUACACUUAUCCAUACAAAUCAAUAACCAGUCAAAAGCCAUACUGCAUGUAGCACAUAAUGUCAGCGAUGGUGAAUGGCACUUAGUGGAGGUGACUAUCGCAAGAAAAGUUACUCUUAAGUUACUUGACAAGUUUUGCACAGACUCUUGUCUCAGUGAAAGUGAAACCCCUAUAGAUUGCCAACAGACAACAUUUGCUUUCCAGAGCACGUUUUUGGGUGGUUUGCCAAAGGGAAACAGGAGCAAUGACUUUCUACCUAGCAUCUCUAACAUGCAUCCUGCACCUCCAUUUGUAGGGUGUCUUCAGGACAUUGAAAUAGAUUUGAACCUUAUUAUCCCAGAGAAUAUAUCAUCUGACUCGUCUUUAAAUGUUGAAGCAGGCUGCACAAAAAGAGACUGGUGUGAACAUCACCCUUGUCAAAACAAGGGACGUUGCAUCAACUUGUGGCUGAGCUAUCAGUGUGAUUGCUACAGGCCCUACACUGGGCCAAGCUGUGCUACAGAAUACAUUCCAGCACGAUUUGGUCACGAGGGAGCCAUAGGAUACGCUGCUUUUCCCAUGGAGGGUGGUACCUAUGAAACCGCAACCAUAUCAAUGUUUGUUCGAACACGCAAGCCUUCAGGCUUGUUGUUUGCUCUGAAAAAAGGCUCAUCCCUGUUUCUCAAGGUCUGGUUGGAAGAUGGGAAACUGGUCCUGUCCAGCCCAAGCUCUAGCAGACUCCAAGGAACACUGCCUGUGAAUGAUGGAAAUUUCUAUUUCAUAACUUUAAAAAUAGAACCAAACAAGGCUGAGCUAAUCCAGUCAUCACAAAACCUAGGCUAUAUUUCUACACCCUGGGUGAAAAUCGAGAAGGGUGAUAUUAUCUACGUGGGAGGAUUAGCAGAAAGUCAAGAAACAAGUAUAAAUGGUGGGUAUUUCAAAGGCUGCAUCCAAGAUUUAAGAUUGAACAACCAGCCACUGGAAUUCUUCCCUGUCACUCCUUUGAUGAAUUCUGUCAUCAGCAAGAACACACUGAUCAACAUAGACCCAGGCUGCACCGGGGACAAUCUUUGUAAGUCCAACCCCUGCAAGAACAGUGGGGUUUGCUAUUCCAUCUGGGAUGACUUCACUUGCACGUGCCCACCAAAUACAGCAGGGAAAGCUUGCGAGGAAGUGAAGUGGUGUGAACUCAGUCCGUGCCCUCAUGAAGCCCAAUGCCAGCUGGUCCAUCAAGGAUUUGAAUGUAUCGCCAAUGCCAUUUUUAGUGGCAGAAACAGUGCCAUCUUUUAUAGGAGUAAUGGGAAGAUCAAGAGAGACCUCACUAAGAUAGCCUUUGGCUUUCGAACCCAAGACUCAGAUGUGAUAUUGCUUUAUGCUGAGAAGGAGCCGGAGUUUAUCAGCAUCAGCAUCCAGAAGACUAAAUUAGUGUUUCAGCUUCAAAGUGGCAACAGCUUCUAUGGACUGAACUUGGCUACCUCAAAACCAGUGAAUGAUGGGAAGUGGCACCAAGUGACCUUUUCCAUGGCAGAACCCUCCUCCCAGUCAUCAACAUGGCGCAUGGAUCUAGAUGGCGAGAAAGACAGUGCAACAAGCAUGGUCACCACAGGAAACCUCAACUUCCUAAGGGAAGGGACAGAUAUCUACCUGGCUGACAGACCUUUUGAUGACCUGAAUGGACUAAGUGGCUGCAUGAGUACCAUAGAGAUCAGCGGAAUCCAUCUCUCCUAUUUUGACAGUGCUGAUGGCUACACUAAAAGGCCACAAGAAGAGCAAUUCCUAAAGAUAUCUGCCAAUUCUGUUGCCACUGGCUGCUCCCAGUUGAAUGCCUGUAGCGCAAACCCUUGCAUGAACAAUGGGAGAUGUGAAGACUUCUAUACUCACUAUCACUGCAAAUGUGCCAAGGGAUGGACUGGGACCUACUGUGAUAUUAACAUUGAUGAAUGUGCAUCCAACCCUUGCGUGCAUGGGAACUGCAGCGAUAGAACUGCAUCCUACACAUGUAUAUGUGAUCUGGGAUAUAGUGGCACAAGGUGUGAAGAAGACAUAGAUGACUGCCAUGGUCAUCUGUGUGCAAAUGGAGCCACCUGUGUAGAUGGGAUCAAUGGUUAUUCUUGCCUGUGUGCUGGCAACUUCACAGGAAGGUUUUGCAGGCGCAUACGACCCCCUUCAACAGUGUGUGGAAACGGGAAUAGGAACAUCACCUGUUACAACUAUGGCAACUGUUCCGAGCUGCAAGGAUACUUAGAGUGUGUGUGUCUCCCAGGCUUCGUUGGGCAGCGGUGUGAGGUGGAUGUUAAUGAGUGCAAUUCUGAUCCGUGCCUCCAUGGAGGCAUUUGCCAGAACCUGGUCAACAAAUUCCACUGUGUUUGUGAAGUGAACUAUGCUGGCGAGCGCUGUGAGAUAGAUGCUGGGUGGCCAUUUUGCUUAAACUAGGCUACAUCCACUGAGAUGCUGUGCUUGUGCUGACAUGCCUGUAAGUGAUGGCCUCAACUCUCAACUCCUCAGAAUCUAAUGUUCGGUAACAUUAGGGGUUCGAAAGCAAACAGAAUGUGACGGUCCAGAAGUGAUGCAUCAGGGCCAGACAGUGUAAAACAGAGCAGAGAAACUUUUGGUUUCUUCACAUGACUCAUCAACCACAAUGGCAUGAUAGCCAUAGGCAUUGGCCUUAGGCACAGUCUCCUUUAUACAACUGUGAGUUUUUACAAAAUAAUUUUGUAUCUGAGGAGUUUGGGGUGGGUUGAAAAAACAGUCUUGGGAGACAAUCACGGAUGGUACUUUCCUCAUUCCGGUGCGAUGGUCAACAAUGGCUGGUUUCCUUACUGUGGGAUAAAGGUUCUCAACAAACUGGAGCAUCAACUUUGGGCCCCGAUCUGCCAUUACAUUUCAGUAGACAUUGCCAAUAUAAUUCAAAAACAACACUUCUUAAGGUCUUUGUUGUUGUUUCUUAGUGCACCAGGAACUAGUACUGAUGUUGUAUUUGCGUAAUUUCCUAUGAUCCAACAGCUGAUGGCUGGUAGUUUGGCACAGGUUCCAUGGACUACCACUCUUAGUAGCACUAUGUUAAGAAAUAUUGUCAUAGCCAUAAGGCAUAUAAACUGGUUUUUAGAAAUCUUUCUUAAUUAAAAGAAAUGAAAUGCUGCAUCAAAUAUCAAAGUACUCCCAAGAUACUGUAACAUACAUUCAGCUCUCACUGUAUUUUGACAUGGCAACUAAUUUUUGGUAAAGGGUAAAAUAAGCCAAAGUCCUAACCCUCAAGCAUUUGAAGUCUUGCCUUCAACUCUUGUUUUUCGCACGGUUGUUCGAUUGUUUCAACUCUCCUAUGGGAAUUAAUGCAAAAUGUGGCACGGGGUUGCCAAAGACUGCUACUUUUCUUUUUGUCUAACAAAACUUGAAUACAUUAUGCAAAAUAGCAAAGGAUGCAGUUUAUGCAAAUGAAUAGAAAGUUGUGCAAGUUACCCUAUUUGCAUAAGCUAGCUGCUCUAGUUUUCCAUGUAUUUGCUUGUUUAUUUGGUAACAUUUGGUUUGCAUGGGGACAGGAUUUUAAACUUUUUAAUGAAAAAAUGAGAGACACCGAGCUAUUUUCUCCAUCACUUAUUUGAGUUUUUCUUGUGUGAUUUUAGAUGAAUCUUUUAUUCAGUAAUGGCUUCCCCAAACACUGAAUUUUGGAAAGAGUCCAGAUGAUGUUGUCUUGCGCAUGUUCCCAUGACUUCUUCCAUACUGUUCCCUACCAGAAAAUAUGUUAUGGAUAGUUGGAUGGAGCAAUGUCUUAGUGCUAGUAAUGGUCAAUCUGGAAGCCAGGUAACAAUACCCUCAAUUGGCAGGUAUAUUCUGGGAGAACUGAUCUACACAUCACCCUCAAUGACCUAAGGUGUUGCAAUAUAUUAGCGUGUUGGCUGCAGUGUAUUGGCUGCAGUGUGUAGGUGUGAUGUGUAAAUGUGCAGAUUAAUAUCCCCUCCCAGGUAACAGUGGUCAUAUCACAUAGGGAUGGGACAGCUAAUUGAACCCGUUUGCAAAAGGACUAGCCUUAAUUGUUUAGAGUAGGGGUUCUCAAACUUUUUCAGCCACUUUUGAAGCAAAAGUUUAUUGUGGAGUCCCAUGAAAAGUUUAUAUAUUAUAUAUAAUGUAUAUCUAUUGGGUAUGGGCAAAUUUUUGAACACAGGGGCAACAUUACAUUUUAAAAUUUAGCAGGCUGAGUCAGUGGCAGAUGGAUGGAGAGUGUUUGUGUGAACUAAUUGGAAAAAUAAUAAUAACUUUGUUUUUGUAUCCCACCCCAUCUCCCCGGAGGGACUCGGGGCGGCUCACAUGGGGGACGAAGCCCGGUACAUCAUAAAAUACAGUAUCAAUACAUUUAAAACAAGAACACAUAAAACAAGCAUAUAAAAAGCAUAUAAACAGUAAAACAUAAUGAACAGUAGACGAAGCACUGUUAGAGUAAAAAGCAUGAACAAAUCCUAUGCGUACUGCACAUCUCAUUUGUAGUGCAAAAAAAGAAGAAAGAACAAUACAAUAUUUAAAAUGAAGAACAAUUUUAACCAACAUAAACUUAACAGUAUUUCAGUGAAAGACCCAAGAGGCCAUCCAGUUCAACCCCCUUCUACAAUGCAGUAAAAGCACAAAGAACUGCAAAUAGUCAUUCAGCCUUUGUAGUAGUAGUAGUGGAAAAGGAGGAGGAGGAAAGCACAGAGCCCCUCAGUAUGCCUCACAGAGCCCCAAAGAUUCUACGGAGCACAGUUUAAGAACUGCUGAUUUAGAGCCUCCCUUUUGCAGCAUGAUUCAUUUGGCCCUCCCAUCCCUAUGCAGCAUGUUUGUUUUUAAAGAGAUUAUUUCCCCUUCCAUUUGUUUUGUAGUGUUCUUUGUUCCAUGUUUUCUCUGGUGGCCAUGUGCACUACAAUAACUCACUGGGAGUAUAAUUGUAGAUCUCAGGUUCCCCAGUUCAAUACUGGCUUUUGGCACAUAAUUUCCCUUCCUACUUUUAAUUCAGUUCAUCUUUUUAAAGCUUUUUGGUGGUGAUUCAUUUAAUGAGUUUCCAAUGGAGUAGAUUAGUGGGAGAGUUUUUAGCAGGAAAGAGUACUUCUGAAGAUCUGUGGGUCCUCAGGCCAUCUGUCGGGGGAGCUUUGAUCGGGAUUUCCUGCUUCUUGGCAGGGGGUUGGACUGGAUGGCCCAUGAGGCCUCUUCCAACUCUAUGAAUCUAUGAUUCUAAUUUUCAAAUUAGAAUCAUAGAUUCAAUUCAUUCAUUUCUUGCCAUAGAUUCAUUUCAUUCAUUUCUUGCCUUUUCAAAUUCUUGCAUAUAUUUACAUAUGUGUGUGACAAAAAUUGUGGAAAUGCGUUUACAAAUAAUAUAGACAUUCAAAAGGUAAUAGUGUUUCAUCUCUUUUUUUAACAUGUCAGAAGCGAAUUGAGACAAGUCGCUUCUGGUGUGAGAGAAUCAGCCAUCUACAGAAACGCUGCCCAGGGGACACCUGGAUGUGUUACCAUCCUGUGGGAGAUUUCUCUCAUGUACCCGCAUGGGAAGCUAGGACUGACAGAUGGGAGCUCACCCCAUCUAGUGGAUUCGAACAUUCAACCUUCAAGUCAACAGUUCAGCUGGCACAAGGGUUUAAACCCAUUGCGCCACCACGGUCCAUUGUGUUUCAUGAGAUAUGUAAUAAUGUAAUAUUUCAUUAUUACAAUUUAUAUAUUUAUCCGGACCUCUUAUACAGGGUUGGUUUAAUCUCUGGUUUGCUAGUAAAACUGAGUUAUAAUGUCAUAAUGUGAUGCUUGUCUAAAAUGUGCAUCAUGAACAUGAAAUAUUUGGAAAGCUCUGUUCUAGAGAAAUGUUUUCUCACUUUUCAAAUCACAAUUUCACAAAUACAUCCUUUGUUUCUGUCAUAUUACAGCUUUCUGUAUGCCUUGAAGUUGCCUGAAUUGAAGGCACCCCUCUCCUCCCACCAAUCCCUUACGAAUUUCAUAGGUUUACUUAAGUAAAGAAUAUUCAGUAUUAGGCCAUGAUUACAGGCAUAUUCUGGCUGUUCCCCAACAAUAUGAUGAUGAUUGACUUACUGGACUACCAUGUUUCCUUUUGUGAUUCUUUCACUGUUCUUCACUACACUCACACAAAGACUUUUUUAAAAAAAACAAACUACUUUUUAAAAUAAAAAAAUAUUUAGUAUACACUAACAAGCACCCCCAUUCGUCAACUAUUGCUGCACGCAGAUAUUCUGAAAGCCAUGUAUAUGGAUUUAAAGUACAGCAUGGAGAGUACUCAGAGAAAAGUUUGAUAGUUUUUGUUCUACUUCCAUAUGGAAGUUCCAUGGUAAUUUAACUCCAGCUUAACUUAUUCCACUGAAGCUGAGAAUACUCUUGUGGCACGAAGAAAGCUAUACUUUUUAUGAUAAACACGGGAAGUUGGUACAGCUCCAUAAUGUGAUCCCCCUCUUCCUCCUAUUUGACAGGAAUAAUAAUCUAACCUGCCUAUUCCAACUUUAAAAGCUUCAUAUUAUUUUUUCAAAAACUGUGAAAUAGGCUACAGAUUGUAGGGCAAUAUUUUAAAAACCCAAAUGUUGAUUUUCAGGCAUAUGCUACUGUGUAGUUUUUGUGUGAAAAUAAUGCAAAACAAGAAAUAAAUCCCAUGACAACAUUUCUGAGUGUAGCUAUCAUUUAUUUUACAUUACACAGUGGGGCACUUGAUGGCAACGCAGAAUUCAACAAACACUUUUAGACGAAAACAAAACAAAACAAAGUGAACCCACCCAGCCCCACAAAACACCCACUUGAUGUAAAGUGCAUACAGAGGUGCUACUGACUGUAGUUCAAAAUCUGGUGAUACAUCUCCAGGGCAGUAGUCUUUGGUAGACCCAUCCUUAACAUCAAAGUGAAAUGUGGGACAGAUAUACACAUUUUUAACGGUUGACAUGCCUUAAGAAUACAGAAUGCUGGUCUAUCCCAUAUUGAUUUCCAGUGGCUUCCCAAGAGAACCUAAGGUGAGCUUUGAACCUGUUGUGUCUACAGCUUGCACUGCACCAUUAACUUUGUUCUAUUAAAAUAGGAGUGUGCAAAGUACAGUCCAUUUUUGUGUACCCUAACGGUGAACGUUGUAGAUAUGGUACAGGGUGCAGCCCUCCAAGGUCUUUCAGGGGACUAAUGCAGCUUUAACAUUCCACAGUUGCUUACUUGGUUUAAAAAAAGGAGAGUAAAAAAGGCAGUAGUACAAAAGAGAGGACUAUGCAAAAAACCCCCACAAAAAACAAGUGCAGCUUGCUAGGGUAGAAACGGAGAGAACGCACCUGUUGAAUAUUUUCUUUACAUUGGUCUGUCUGGUUUCAUUUCCCUUUUCUGCCCUAUUUUGCUUCAGAUUGAUAUCUUUAAAUAUUGGUAAUAUGGCCAAAGUAGCUCACCUUAGGUUAGGAUGUGGUCCACCUAUGGAUUCCUGCCUGCUGCUGAAGACCAAUGUUCUAGAACAGGGGUUCCCAAUGCUUUGUGUGCCAGAUUUUUUGGG
Anolis carolinensis (green anole) is the source of this 9275-nucleotide messenger RNA. RefSeq names its product crumbs cell polarity complex component 1 (gene crb1). NCBI's taxonomy places the organism in Eukaryota, Metazoa, Chordata, Lepidosauria, Squamata, Anolidae. The transcript is spliced from 12 exons. Gene Ontology annotation, molecular function: calcium ion binding. The record is from RefSeq and is a predicted model, not a curated record. The coding region runs from base 182 to 4234 and encodes 1350 amino acids.